AUGGGAAAUAAAGAUACCCGUAACGCAAACGCUUAUCAGAACUCUCAACGACCUUCUGUCUACAAUAAUAUGCGCAAACCCGCCGUCGUAGAAGAACUAGAUGUCGAUCCAAAUGAACCAAAAGAAAAAACAUCUAGAAUAAACGACAAUGAAAAAACAGCAGAAUUUUAUGAUACGUCUGAUCACAAUCAUAGACAACAUAAUAAAACUUCUCGUCAAUAUUAUCAUCGCCAAUCGAAUAGUAAUGAAAUAAAUCCAUCGCGUUUACAGUCCACAGCCAUCUCCCCUCUACCAACACCAACACCAGAAGACGAUGUUCAAUUGACACAAUAUCAACGACGACCAACGCAAUCCGAUUUUCGCUACUCUAAAUCUCAGCAAGGCGUCAGCACAACAUCAAAGCAAAAUCCAUCAGGGACUAGAUCUCCGGAUUCUAUCAAUGAUGAUCCAUCAACUUUGCAAGAAAAAUCUUCACAACAUUGGUCAUCUACCCAACGGGAAGCACAAUCAAAUUUCAUACCGCAUAAUACUCGGGGAGAUGAUGUAUCAGAUAUGGCAAUGACGACACAAAUAUCAACAGGACUCGAAACAUCGAAUGGUAAAAAAUGGUAUGACAAAGGCUAUGAGAAAAGGGUACAGCCUCUCAUUAUUGUAUUGCCCUAA
This is a messenger RNA of Didymodactylos carnosus, 663 nucleotides long. Lineage: Eukaryota; Metazoa; Rotifera; Eurotatoria; Philodinida; Philodinidae. The record is from the annotation of a GenBank genome assembly.